CCGCGCCCAUCCUCAGCCCCCCGCAGCCAGCCUCACCUCCCCGCGGGCAGCUGAUUAGUGCCGGGGAGGCUCUGGAAGCGAGGAGCGGGAAGAAGGCAGGUGCAGUCGGGGCCGGACGCAUGGAGCUGAGCCUGCAGGCGAGCGGGAGGAGUCUGGGAGGCGAUCCGCGCUCGUGGGCUGGUGGCUGGAUACGGAGGGGCGGGUCCCUGCGUGGGGCUGCAAAGUGAGGGUCAAUCGAGUGCGACCCGGCCCCGCUGGGUCUCAGUGGCUGCGUCUGCACCAUGGGCAGACUUUGUCCCAACGUCGCUGCGCGGAGCUGGCCCGUGUGAAGGGACCGCUUCCAGUUAACGCACAGCUCAGUGCGCCUGUACUCGUUCCGGAGCCGGGACCUUCCGCACGCGGGGUUGGAGCGCCGUCAGUCCCCGGCCCCGCAGGCAGCAUGGGCCGUGAAGGAGCCGCCUUGCGCGCCCUGCCUUCAGGCCGACGCCUGUGGGAGGCAAGCUCCGCUCUGUUCACCGCCUCAAUCCUGAGGCCAGAAGCACGGCGUCCGCGGACUGCGCAGGUGGAGGCGCAGCCCCUUUGGCUCCUCCGAGGCGCCGUAGGCCUCCGACGCUGAUCGGUGCGCCUCGUUUUCGGCUGGACAGCUGUCCCCCAGCUCCUGAUGGAGGACAGGAGCUCCCCGGCCCUGGAGGAGGACCGCAGGCGCCCGGGCGGCCUCUCUGUGCCGGCACCCCCGGAGGACCUGGCUGCGCAGACCACCUCUGAGCCCAGCAAGUCCCUGUCCGCGGCCCGCAGACACCUGAGCAGGAGGAAUGGGCUGUCGAAGCUCUGCCAGAGCAGGAUGGCACUCUCGGAAGAUGGAUGGAGCUCCUACUGUCUGUCAUCACUGGCUGCCCAAAACCUUUGCACGAGCAAACUGCACUGCCCGGCCGCCCCGGAGCAGGUGGACCUGGCCAGCCCCCUGGGCAGCGCGUCCUGCUGCUCCCUGCUGCGGGGCUUGCCCUCAGGGUGGUCGGCGCCGCUGUUCCCGGCCCCCGUGUGCAAUCCCAACAAGGCCGUUUUCACUGUCAACGCCAAGACCACCGAGAUCCUAGUGGCCAAUGACAAAGCCUGCCAGCUCCUGGGGUACAGCAGCCACGACCUGAUUGGCCAGAAACUCACGCGCUUCUUCCUGAAGCCGGACUCCCAUGUGGUGGAAGCCCUCAGCGAGGAGCACGUGGAGGCCGAUGGCCACGCCGCCGUCGUGUUUGGCACGGUGGUGGAUGUCGUGAGCCGCGGCGGGGACAAGACCCCGGUCUCCGUGUGGAUGAAGAGGAUGAGGCAGGCGGGCAGCCUCUGCUGCGUGGUCGUGCUGGAGCCCGUGGAGAGGCUCUCGGCCUGGGUGGCUUUCCAGAGCGAUGGAGCCGUGACGUCCUGCGACGCUCUCUUUGCCCACCUGCAUGGGUUCGCAUCCCCGGAGGCGGUGGUCGGGCAGCACCUCGCAGACCUGAUUCCUUCCGUGCAGCUGCCGCCUCCCGGCGAGCAGGUCCCCGAGAGCCUCAGGAUUCAGAGGUCUGUGGGGAGAGCCAAGGACGGCACCACCUUCCCUCUGAGCUUGAAGCUGAAGGCGCAGCCCCGCAGCCAGGAGGCCGCAGACGGGGUGGCGGCCCCCGGUGGGGGCUACUGGGCGUCCGUCUGGGUGUUCUCCACCAUCAGCGGGCUCGUCACCCUCCUGCCAGACGGGACCAUCUGCGGCAUCAACCACAACUUCGCGCUGAUGCUCUUCGGCUGCGGGAAGGCCGAGCUCCUGGGCAGGAACAUCACCGUCCUGAUUCCUGGUUUCUACCGCGCCAUGGACCUUGCCUGUGACGGCUCCUUACCGCUGCCGGACCUGGCCCCCUGCCUGAGCGCCGGCAGCCAGAGAGGGCUUGGGGAGGCGAGCGGGGACCUCCUGCAGGGCCGGGACCCUGCCGGCACAGCCGAGGAUCCAGGGGAGGACGUGGAGACCACAGAUGCAGCGCAGAGCCGAGGCGCUUCCCCGGGGGCCUGGGCCCAUGCGGACGCCGGAGGCCGCCCCCCCGCCGCCACCCUGCAGGUGCUGCCCACGCUGGGGACGGGGCUUGCCCCAGAAGAAAGCCACCCAGCCCACGGCCAGCAGUCGUCGCCUGAGGACCAGCAAGAAGGAAGCCCGCCAGCCCAGGAACAGUCACUGCCCGAGGGCCAGCAAAACGUGCCAGCCGGAUGCUGUGGCCCAUGGCCGCCCCUCGAGGAGCAGCAGAGGCCUGCCUUAGAGAAGCAGCAGCUGGCAGCAGCAGAGCACCACAGGCGGGACCUUCCGGGAGGAAACAGGUCUGACCCAGUGGCUGCAAAGCCAGUUGCUUCCCAUGAGGAUUUGGGAACCCCAGUCCCAGCUUCGAGCAGGAGCGGUGAUGGCGAAACGUGUGGCCUGUGUCUGGAGGCGCAGCCGGGCCCUGGGGGCUCAAGCGGCGCCAGCAGUUCCAACCGUGGGGCUGACGUGGCUGAGAGCCGGCCAGCAGGGGAAGGCCCCCGAUCCGAGGGGGAGUGGUGCGCGGGGCGGGGGAGCCUGGGCCCGGCCCCCUGCCCCCCGGGGACGGUGUCGCGCUUGUCCUCGACGCCUCUCUUGGAUGGGCCGUGGCUGGAGACCGAGGAGCACGGGGAGGAGCUGCAGAUGGGCUUGAUCAAGGAGCAGCUGUCCAUGCCGAGCUCCGUGGGCCCUCGGGGCACCACCUAUGCCGAGCUGGUCCUGGCAGGGCGGUCCCCGGCCUCCGCCUCUGUGUCUUUGUGUGACCCAGGGGGCACCAACCUGCACGGCGGCCGCUCGGGCAGCUCCUCCGCCUGCUAUGCCCUUGCCACCGAUCUCCCGGGUGCCCUGGAGGCCGCCGAGGCCCGGGAGGCGGGCGAGAACUCAUUUUUCUGGAAUCUCAAGGAGCUCUCUUUGAGCGAGGGGACAGACUGGACGCCUUCGAGUUGCUCGUGGGCUACGUCGGAGCGCAGGGGGACAGCCCCGCCUUCGCUGGCGGGCUCUGACGUGGACGUGAGCGGCUCUCGGGGGCAGAGGCCAGAUGCCCUGGACGACAGGGAGCGGUUGCUGCUGACUGGCGCUUACUUCGAUCUCGGUGAAGGCCGGCGGUUCCGGGAGAGCUGCCUGGGGCGUGACGGGGCAGGACCGUCUGCGAUGUGCUUGGUGUCCUCGGAGCAGUACGCAGCGAGUGGCCGGGAGUGCCCAGGCUGUGUCUCUCCUGUGUUGGGCGGUGGCCCCACAGACGUGUGCCCAUCAGAGGUGCCCAGGCUGAGCCCCCAGGUCACCUCCACACCUGUGAGAGGGAACAGCUCUGCGACGCUCAGGGCCACCGGCCUGCAGCACGAGAUCCAGGAGGGCACCUACGUGGGAAGCUGUUACCACUGCGACGGCUCCCAGCUGAGCGUGCAGUUUGAAGUGAAGCGGGUGCAGCUCCAAGGCUCAGCCACCCUGUUCUGCUGCUGGCUGGUCAAGGACCUCCUGCACAGCCACCUGGACUCGGCCCUGCAGAGCCACCUGCUCCUGGCCAGCCUUCCCAGCUCCGCCCAGUCCACCUGCGAGCCACAGGUGUCCGGUAUCGGGGAGGCGCUUGGAACCAAACCCUGGUUUGAGGAGCACCCCCGGGCCGUGCAGCUGGAGGGGCUGGCGGCCUGCGAGGGCGCCUACUCCCGCAAGUACAGCACGCUCAGCCCGAUCGGCAGCGGGGCCUUUGGCUCCGUGUGGACGGCGGUGGACAAGGAGGCCAACAAGGAGGUGGUGGUGAAGUUUAUCAGGAAGGAGAAGGUUCUGGAGGACGGCUGGGUCGAGGACCCCGCGCUGGGGAGAGUUACCUUGGAGAUCGCCAUCCUGUCCAGGCUGGAGCACGCCAGCAUCAUCAGGGUACUGGAUGUAUUUGAAAACCAGGGGUUCUUCCAGCUGGUGAUGGAGAAGCACGGCUCCGGCCUGGACCUCUUUGCCUUCAUCGACCGCCACCCCAACCUUGACGAGCCCCUGGCCAGCCACGUCUUCCGGCAGCUGGUGUCGGCAGUGGGGUACCUGCACGCCAAGAGCAUCGUCCAUCGGGACAUCAAGGACGAGAACGUCGUCAUCGCCGAGGACUUUUCCGUGAAGCUCAUCGACUUCGGCUCGGCGGCCUACGUGCAGAGCGGCAGGCUCUUCUACACCUUCUGCGGAACCAUCGAGUACUGCGCCCCCGAGGUCCUCAUGGGCAAUCCAUACCGGGGCCCGGAGCUGGAGAUGUGGUCGCUGGGAGUGACACUGUACACGCUGAUCUUUGAGGAGAACCCCUUCUGCGAGCUGGAGGAGGCCGUGGAGGCCGUGAUCAGCCCCCCGCACCCGGUGUCGGACGAUCUCAUGAACCUCAUUUCCGGGCUGCUGCAGCCUGUCCCCGAGCAGCGCACCACCUUGGAGAAGCUGGUGGCCGACCCCUGGGUGACGCAGCCCGUGAACCUGGCUGACUACACCUGGGAGGAGGUGUGUCGAGUGAACAAGCCAGAGAGCAGCGUUUGGUCCACCGCCAGUCUGGAGACGGAGGGCCGGAGCCCCAGUGCAGUGGCCGGGACCCCGGAGCUGCCCGGGGCCGCGUGCGCCAGGGCUGGCCCCUGACUGCUGCCCAGCCCGGCUUCCUGCUCUUCACUCGGAAGCUUCCAUUCUGAGAAUAGAUCCUCCGGGAUUGGCUCCGUUCACCUUCUGAAAACUCAUUCGAUAUGCAAGCUUGAUCAAUGUUAGACCAAAAGCCAGUGAUACUCUGUUAUUUUAGGUUCGUAAAAUAGGCUUGGAAUCCAUUUUUCUCAUGACCUCGAAAAAACAUUCUGGCGCUCAACUGAGUUUUGUCCUGUUCAAGUGCUUUUAACCUAGGAACUUACUUCUAAAGGGCACGUUCUGUUUAUACACAUGUCUGUGUUGUCUUCCCUUUGAGUUGGCGGCUGCUCGUCUGCUCUGUGGACCCUGUAGAACUGGGUAGCCAGUGACCAGAGCAUUUCAUUAAUUUAUUUCCUGAUCGUUUUCCAAAUUAAAGCAAUUCUGUUAGUAAACAA
Molecule: messenger RNA, 5055 nt
Organism: Phacochoerus africanus (Common warthog)
Lineage: Eukaryota; Metazoa; Chordata; Mammalia; Artiodactyla; Suidae
Gene: PASK
Product: PAS domain containing serine/threonine kinase
Exons: 18
Coding region: 662-4624 (1320 amino acids)
Biological process (GO): negative regulation of glycogen biosynthetic process; intracellular signal transduction; regulation of DNA-templated transcription
Cellular component (GO): cytosol; cytoplasm; nucleus
Molecular function (GO): protein serine/threonine kinase activity; ATP binding
Source: RefSeq, a predicted model, not a curated record